This is a messenger RNA of Heteronotia binoei (common prickly gecko), 1626 nucleotides long. It is a transcript of the gene TEX30, whose product is annotated as testis expressed 30. Lineage: Eukaryota; Metazoa; Chordata; Lepidosauria; Squamata; Gekkonidae. The transcript is spliced from 6 exons. Bases 340 to 1005 code for a protein of 221 amino acids. The record is from RefSeq and is a predicted model, not a curated record.
UGGCGAGAGUGAGGCGAAUGAAAGAGCAAGAGGCGAAGCGGGAAGGAAGGUGUUCUAGUCGCUGUUUGCUUAGUUAGAACGAAAAGGGUUUUGUUUGUUUGUUUGAGCCGCCGGAGUGUACACACAUUGCAUAGUUGUGUUGGUCUGCUGCAGUAGCAACAGCUAAGAACAAAACCACGUUGUAGGCGCCUGAGCAUCACUAAAAAAAGUUUAUUGAUGGACUGAAGUCCACUGAGGUGCGAUGAAGGCAUAGGAAGUCAGAGAUGUGUAGUUGUUGCGCAAGGCACAGGUGAGUUAUAAUGGAGAAUUUCUAGAUAGUACGAGUUUAUAAAAAGGAAAAUGGGUGACUAUACAGAGGCUAAGGUGAAAAUACCUUUCGGAAACAAAUCUCUGGAUGCUGUUUUUUCCAUCCCUGACAAAAAACUACCAUAUGCUGUGAUUCUUACUCAUGGAGCUUCUGGCGAUAUGAAUUUUUCUCAUCUGACAUCAUUGGCAAAUUAUCUUGUCUCUCAUGGAGUUCUUUGCCUUAGGUUUACCUGCAAAGGCCUUAACAUUACCUAUCGAACUAAAGCAUAUAAGACAGUUCUGGAAUAUUUAAGAUCAUCUAAUGACUAUGCACUUUCAGGUGUUUUUCUUGCAGGCCGUUCAAUGGGUUCCCGCGCUGCAGCUUCUGUGACACAUCAAGCUGAUCAAGACAAUGAUAGCUUCGUUCAGGGUCUGAUAUGCCUUUCUUAUCCACUGCACCGACCAAAGCUUCAGUCCAAACUUCGAGAUGAAGAUUUGUUUUUGAUCAAGUCCCCUGUGCUUUUUGUGUCUGGCAGUGCAGACGAGAUGUGUGAUAAAAAACUGCUGGAAGAAGUUGCAAUCAAAAUGAAAGCACCUCAGAAAAUCCAUUGGAUUGAAAAUGCAAACCAUGGCAUGGCUGUUAAAGGACGAACAACAGAGGAUGUCCUGUUGGAAAUAAACAUGCAGGUUUUGUCUUGGAUCAAAGAAGUAAUUGCUUAAGAAUAUUUACUAUAAUGCAACAUAUGCCCAAUGACAUUCUAUAUAGGUGAAUGACUAAUAGGACCUUUUAUUUAUUUAUUUAUUUAUUUUGAACAGGAGUAAAAAUUUUCUUCAACCCAUACAUAUGUUGACAAAUAACAAACCUGUCUUCCAUGAUUCUGUUGUAAUGGUGCAUACUUUUUUGCCUUAGAUAGUGCCUAUUUCUGUACUGAAUAGUUAAUGUUCCAUACUGAAAGAAAUUCUGCUUUGAAUUUUUACUAAAGAUUUCCUAGUGUUCAUAUUUUAUGCAUUUAACUUCAUGCAGAAUAGUUUAUUUUUUUGCAAAAACAAGGUGAAAUUCCAAUUGUAUUUUCAUGCUUUCCCACAAAAAUGCAGAUUUGUAAAAAAUAAAACUUACAUCAUUGUAUGCUUUUAUUUUUUAAUGCUUUCUAAAUGUAGAUUGUCAUGUGAUAUUAAAGAAACAAUUGUAGGUAAGGUUCAGAGUUACACUGCCCUUCAUGGCUAAGUGAUUUCUUUCUUGGGCUUUUUUGGUUUUUAUUUUCCUGUAUCUGGCAUACUUCUACCACAUUGUUCUUUGAAAAAUAAAGAAGUAAGACAGUGUUACUUAAAUGUCUCUCAGAA